Molecule: messenger RNA, 10726 nt
Organism: Felis catus (domestic cat)
Lineage: Eukaryota; Metazoa; Chordata; Mammalia; Carnivora; Felidae
Gene: TULP4
Product: TUB like protein 4
Exons: 17
Coding region: 1880-6529 (1549 amino acids)
Molecular function (GO): protein binding
Source: RefSeq, a predicted model, not a curated record
GGCGGCGGCGGCGGCGGCGGUGGCGGCGGCGGCGGCGCGGGGCUGCUGGAGGCGGAGGCGGAGAGGCGCGGAGGAGCGCGGGGCCGCCGCCACGGGCGCUCGGAGAUUUGUAAGACUCCAGGGCCUUCAAGCUGUGAUCAGUCAGACGGUUCCUGAAACGGCUGGGAAAGAGGUGCUUUGGUGCCCAUCGAAGAGCGCAUGUCUGUGCAUAUCUAAGCCCUUCUUUGUACACAUACACGUUUACACAGGAAGACAGGCUCACUCUGGCGCACACUUGAAGAGUUUUACAACUGAUGAAAAUUAAUGCAAGACUCAGAUGGAGCAACCUGACGCUGUGGGGCUCAGGAGCCCGGGGGGAGGAGGACACUACUAGUGGUCAGUUUUCCACGCGCUCUUCGCGGUUGAAGAAAGUUUGCAGAAAGAAGAAAAGGAAACUUGCUCAGCUCAAGCCUCCGAAGCACCUCCCCAGGUGGUUUUGGUGAUCUGGACAGACUUCAAAACUCUGGACUGAGAAGUAACUCUGGCUGUGUGGUCGUGACUUCAGGAAAGCAAGGAUAACAUUUCAAGGUAGCAGUUGAAACCAGUAUUUAUAAAAUAAAUAUCAAGGAACAUCCAAGCAAAGCUGCUUUUCUUUGGACUGUACAUGUGGCAUUUGGAAGCAGUCUCUGAAUGUGAGCAGGAGAGCGCCCAUCAGAAAACAUGCUGACUCUUUAGGGAACAGUCUGGAAGAACCCGACUCUUGCCUGUAUUUUCAUUUUAAGGGAUUCCUUUCCCUGUUGAGUCCAAGAAGACUUGCAUAUAGGAGGAAGAUUACUUGAUGGACUUAAUUCUGAGAUUAGUCUUUUCCUUCAAGAUGGAAAAAUAUGUGAUCUUUAGGAGCAGAAAGGGGAGAGGCAAAUAGGGAGGGAGGAAGGAGACGGGACAAAAGAGACAGAAUCCUGUAGUGAGGCCCGCUUUUGGCGGCAAGAGGAUUUAGGAUUCACUCAAGGCAAACACUUGUGUCACUUAAAGAGCUUUAGAACCUUCUGGCCCUGCGAGUGAAGGGAUUUUCUCUCUCUGCCUCCAUGACACCAAGGCGUGCACUGGUUUAUCGGGGGGAGGUCAGAUGGAGCCCAGCUCCUCACCAGGACAUAGCCACCUGCCUGCUGGGAAGUCAGGCCGGGCCCUGAGGUGGGAAGUUUCUGGUUCUGAACAGUGGCAAGAGUCUUUUUCUUCCUGAACUUGGACUGCUGUCUGCACAAACUCUGGUCUGUUUUUGCACGGUUUGUGUGCCUUUUUUCCCCUUUAUGCAAUCUUUUUCAGCUUCAGCAGCAGAAAUUUGUCUAGUUGAGAAAACAUGCCAGAGGGUGGCUUCAGAAGGAAGAUGAUCCCAUGUGUUCUGUCUCUGCAUCUGAAAUUUUAAAGAGAAAAUUCCAGCUCGAGGGAUUCUUUAAAGCCUUAAGUUACUUGAAAUCUAUGUAUUUGCAACCCUUUGUCUCUGGAAUCAUAUUACACUAAACUGGAAUCUCAGGCUGAACGAGAAUAACCAAGUUGAGUUAAGAGAAGAAAACUUAGUUUCUUGAUCGGCACAUGUUAAUGAUGCUCUUCUUCCUCUAAGGACUUGAAAAGAAAAACAGAUGCAUGUUGUUUUUAAGCAUUACCUUUUCUUAGCAGACUGCCAUCAUCUUUUCUAGAGGAAUUUUUUCACUAUGCAUUUGGUGGAUCUUUAUAAAAUACUGGCCUUCUGAUUAGAUCCAGGUCAGUCUUGAUUAAAAGGGGUCAGGGAAAACAACGCAAGCCAACCACAAAAAUCCAGUCAAUCAACUAAUGAAAAGAAUUGGUUUAAGUUUCCUGGCAUUCAACAUUACUAUUUAAAUAAAAGAGUUCACUGGAAAAAAGUAUGUAUGCAGCGGUGGAGCAUGGGCCUGUCCUUUGCAGCGACUCCAACAUCCUCUGCCUGUCGUGGAAGGGGCGCGUUCCCAAGAGUGAGAAGGAGAAGCCAGUGUGUCGGCGGCGCUACUAUGAGGAGGGCUGGCUGGCCACGGGCAACGGCCGCGGCGUUGUUGGGGUGACCUUCACUUCGAGCCACUGCCGCCGGGACAGAAACACUCCCCAGAGAAUAAACUUCAACCUGCGGGGCCACAAUAGUGAGGUUGUGCUGGUGAGGUGGAACGAGCCGUACCAGAAGCUGGCCACGUGUGACGCAGAUGGAGGGAUAUUUGUGUGGAUUCAGUACGAAGGGAGGUGGUCCGUGGAACUGGUCAACGACCGAGGGGCUCAGGUGAGUGAUUUCACAUGGAGCCACGAUGGAACUCAAGCACUUAUUUCAUAUCGAGAUGGGUUUGUCCUGGUUGGUUCUGUCAGCGGACAAAGACACUGGUCAUCUGAGAUAAACCUGGAGAGUCAAAUCACAUGUGGCAUAUGGACUCCUGAUGACCAACAGGUGCUGUUUGGCACGGCCGACGGGCAGGUGAUCGUCAUGGACUGCCACGGCAGGAUGCUGGCCCACGUGCUCCUGCACGAGUCCGACGGCAUCCUCAGCAUGUCCUGGAACUGCCCCGCCUUCCUGGUGGAGGACAGCAGCGAGAGCGACACGGACUCAGACGACUACUCCCCACCCCAAGAUGGUCCAGCAGCAUAUCCCAUCCCGGUGCAGAACAUCAAGCCGCUGCUCACCGUCAGCUUCACCUCGGGGGACAUCAGCUUAAUGAACAACUACGACGACUUGUCUCCUACUGUCAUCCGCUCAGGGCUGAAAGAGGUGGUGGCCCAGUGGUGCACGCAGGGAGACCUCCUGGCCGUCUCUGGCAUGGAACGGCAGACCCAGCUCGGUGACCUCCCCAAUGGCCCUCUUCUGAAGAGUGCCAUGGUCAAGUUCUACAAUGUCCGCGGGGAGCACAUCUUCACCCUGGACACGCUUGUGCAACGCCCCAUUGUCUCCAUCUGCUGGGGACAUCGGGACUCGCGGCUGCUGAUGGCUUCAGGACCAGCCCUGUACGUGGUGCGCGUGGAGCACCGCGUGUCCAGCCUGCAGCUGCUGUGCCAGCAGGCCAUCGCCAGCGCCCUGCGAGAAGACAAGGACGUCAGCAAGCUGACCCUGCCCCCCCGCCUUUGCUCCUACCUCUCUACCGCCUUCAUCCCCACCAUCAAGCCCCCAAUUCCAGACCCCAACAACAUGCGAGACUUUGUCAGCUACCCCUCGGCUGGCAACGAGCGUCUGCACUGCACCAUGAAGCGCACAGAGGACGACCCGGAGGUGGGCGGCCCGUGCUACACCCUCUACCUGGAGUACCUGGGCGGGCUUGUGCCCAUCCUCAAGGGGCGACGCAUCAGCAAGCUGCGGCCAGAGUUUGUCAUCAUGGACCCCCGGACAGAUAGCAAAUCAGAUGAAAUCUACGGCAACAGCUUGAUCUCCGCCAUGCUCGACAGCUGUAACUGCUCAGACUCCAGUGACAUUGAACUGAGUGACGACUGGGCUGCCAAGAAAUCCCCCAAAAUCUCCCGAGCUAGCAAAUCACCCAAACUCCCAAGGAUCAACAUUGAGGCUCGGAAGUCUCCCAAGCUGUCCCGGGCUGCUCAGGAGAUGUCCAGGUCUCCCCGGUUGCCGAUGCGCAAGCCCUCCAUUGGCUCACCCAGCCUGACGCGAAGAGAGUUUCCCUUUGAAGACAUCACUCAGCACAACUAUCUUGCUCAGGUCACGUCUAAUAUCUGGGGAACGAAGUUUAAGAUUGUGGGCUUGGCUGCUUUCCUGCCAACCAACCUCGGUGCAGUAAUCUAUAAAACCAGCCUCCUGCAUCUCCAGCCACGGCAGAUGACCAUCUAUCUCCCAGAGGUUCGGAAGAUUUCCAUGGACUAUGUUAAUUUACCUGUCUUCAACCCAAAUGUUUUCAGUGAAGAUGAAGAUGAUUUACCAGUGACGGGAGCAUCGGGUGUGCCUGAGAACAACCCUCCAUGUACCGUGAACAUCCCCAUCGCUCCCAUCCACAGCUCGGCGCAAGCUAUGUCCCCCACACAGAGCAUAGGAUUGGUGCAGUCCCUGCUGGCCAAUCAGAAUGUGCAGCUGGACGUCCUGACCAAUCAGACCACGGCAGUGGGGACGUCUGAGCAUGGAAGUGAUAGUGCCACCCAGUACCCAGUCUCCAACCGCUAUUCCAACCCCGGACAGGUGAUCUUCGGAGGUGUGGAGAUGGGCCGCAUCAUCCCCAACCCCGCUCAGCUGUCCCUGCCACCGCCUGCACCAGGGGCGAUCCAGCUCUCGGUGUUGGACCACGGAGACCGAGACCAUGACCACCUGCAGAAGUCCACCAAGGCCCUGCGGCCAGUGCCGCAGCUGGCCGCCGAGGGGGACGCAGUGGUGUUCAGUGCCCCGCAGGAGGUCCAGGUGGCGAAGAUGAACCCCCCACCCCCCUACCCGGGAACCAUCCCCGCAGCCCCCACCACAGCAGCGCCCCCGCCCCCGCUACCGCCCCCGCAGCCUCCGGUGGACACGUGCCUGAAGAAGGGCGACUUCUCGCUGUACCCCACGGCGGCACAUUACCAGACGCCCCUGGGCUAUGAGAGGAUCACCACCUUUGACAGCAGCGGCAACGUGGAGGAGGUGUGCCGGCCUCGGACGCGGAUGCUCUGCUCCCAGAACACCUACACCCUCCCCGGCCCGGGCAGCUCAGCCACCCUGCGGCUCACCGCCACUGAGAAAAAGGUCCCCCAGCCUUGCACCAGUGCCACCCUGAACCGCCUGACCGUCCCACGCUACUCCAUCCCAACGGGAGAUCCACCCCCGUACCCCGAAAUCGCCGGCCCGCUAGUCCCGGGUCGGAGCGCGGCGCAGAGGCCCGACAGUCUCAUCCACGCCACACUGCGCAGGAACAACCGCGAGGUGGCGCUCAAGGCGGCGCAGCUGGCCGAGCCCCCGCGGGUCCCCCCGCAGCACCCGCCCAAGCCCAAGGGUGCGGCGCAGUUCCCGGCGCGGCCCCCGCCGGCCCUGUACACCUGCAGUCAGUGCAGCGGCGGGGCCGUGGCGGGGCGGCCCGAGCCUGGCGCCGGGGGUGCCGGAGGUGUGCAGCCCGGCUCGGGCCUGGCCCACGCCGCCAGCACCUCACCCCUGACCUCCCAGUCGUCCUACAGCCUCCUGAGCCCGCCAGACGGCGCCCGCGACCGCGCCGACUACGUUAACUCGGCCUUCACGGAGGACGAGGCGCUGGCCCAGCACUGUCCGGUCGAGAAGCCCUUGAGGCACCCCACGCUGACUGAAGCUGCUGUGGCCGUCAAACGGCCACCCCCUUACCAGUGGGACCCUGUGCUGGGGGAAGACAUUUGGGUUCCUCAGGAAAGGACAGCACAGACUGCAGUGCCCAACCCCCUGAAACUGCCUCCUCUGAUAGUAGGUCAGAGCCAGCAUCUGGACGUGUCCCGAGUGCCCUUUGUCUCCCCGAAGUCUCCCGCCAGCCCUACUGCCACUUUCCAAACAGGCUAUGGGAUGGGAAUGCCGUAUCCAGGGAGCUAUAACACGCCCCCUUUGCCGGGAGUGCAGACCCCCUGCUCCCCGAAAGAUGCCCUGUCCCCGACACAGUUUGCACCCCAGGAGUCCACAGUGGCUCUCCAGCCAGCCUACCCGCCCAGCCUCUCCUACUGCACCUUGCCCCCCAUGUAUCCGGGAAGCAGCACCUGCUCGAGUUUACAGCUGCCACCUAUCGCCUUGCACCCCUGGAAUUCCUACAGCCCUUGCCCGCCCGUGCAAAACCCCCAGGGCACUCUGCCCCCCAAGGCACACUUGGUGGUGGAGAAGCCCCUCGUGUCCCCACCGCCCACCGACCUCCAAAGCCACUUGGGUACAGAGGUGAUGGUAGAGACCACAGACAACUUCCAAGAAGUCCUUUCCCUGACAGAAAGCCCGGUCCCCCAGCGGUCGGAGAAAUUCGGGAAGAAAAACCGGAAGCGCCUGGACAGCCGAGCAGAGGAAGGAAAUGUUCAGGCCAUUACAGAGGGCAAAGUGAAGAAGGAGGCAAGGACUUUGAGUGACUUUAAUUCGCUGAUCUCCAGCCCUCGCCUGGGGAGAGAGAAGAAGAAAGUGAAGAGUCAGAAAGACCAACUGAAGUCGAAGAAGUUGAAUAAGACGAAUGAGUUCCAGGACAGCUCAGAGAGCGAGCCUGAGCUGUUCAUCAGUGGUGAUGAGCUGAUGAACCAGAGCCAGGGCAGCAAGAAGGGCUGGAAGAGCAAGAGGAGUCUGCGGACGGCCAGCGAGCUGGAGGAGUUCAAGUGCCGGAAAGCCAGCGAGAAGGAGGAUGGCCGGCUGGGCAGCCAGGGCUUUGUGUACGUCAUGGCCAACAAGCAGCCUCUGUGGAACGAAGCCACCCAAGUGUACCAGCUGGACUUUGGGGGGCGCGUGACCCAGGAGUCCGCAAAGAACUUCCAAAUCGAGCUAGAGGGGCGGCAGGUGAUGCAGUUUGGAAGGAUUGACGGCAAUGCGUACAUUCUGGACUUCCAGUACCCCUUCUCAGCUGUGCAGGCCUUUGCGGUUGCCCUGGCCAACGUGACUCAGCGCCUGAAAUGAAGAGGCUGCUACGGGUGGGAAAGAGAGGCAGAGGAGCCUUUUCAGAGAGGUCUGAUCGGCAAUGCUCGAGGAGUCCCACGGGGCCCCGGGUGCCUGGGGACCAGAAGACAAGAGCAAAACUGGAAGAAUCUGUCAGGCCCAGGAGAGGGGACUGACCUCUAAUUGUUGUUGUUUGUUUGGGCUUUUAUAAUCCUUUAUUGUUUUUCUUUCUUCUUUCUUUUUAAACAAGAAGAGAAUACAGAAGAGUGGUAUCUGGAAGCAAAGCGUGCGAGGCACCUGGUGUUCUUUUCGGAAACAUAGUUGCCGUGGUAAUGUCCUACUGUGUCUGCUUCUGUCACCUGCCAGGACAAGGGGCCCUUCGGAAGGAAGGUAGACUGCCUUCCCGCCUGCUGUUCUUUUAGACUAGGGAGUGUGCAUUAUUAUCGUUCUCCACAACACCUAGCUUUAUUACUCCUCCCUAUUGUAACCACUAGUGUGAAAACAAAAGACUUUUAAAAAGAACAACCCCAAAUCCGGAAGGUACAGGUUCUCUUAGGGGGCCAUUCAGAUCACACAUACGAUGUUACUCCCCCAGAAGUGACUUGAUUAAUGAAGGGUGUUAUGGCAAAUGCACUGUGUUUGACUAAUAGCAGUAGCCUUUGUCCAGCGGUGCUCUUACCAGCUCUAAAUACAAUUCACUCAUGAUGAUGUAGGAGGAAGGGACGGCAGGUGAGGAAGGAGCUUCUGCGCAUGGACACCUGGGUGGAUUACACGGUGGGACUUGAAGCAGUACAAGGGCUGUGCUCCUCUCUGCAUGAUGUUUACGUUGAAGACUCUGCUAGUUGUAUAACGUGUCAGAAUUCCGUGGGUUCUGUAACAGUCAUUCAGUGUGCUUGCAUUCGGGAGAAGGUAAAAGACCAAAUGGAAAGAUCUGGCACAUGGUGGGGAAGCAACUUUGUCACCUAGUGCACUGGUAAGUCACUAGAUACCCACUUACUGAAAAACAACCUUCAUCCCCUCCCCCAUUUUAUUGUUUAAUCUAGAAAAUGUGGCAGACGGCCUUCUCUUUCCCAGUAGAUAAGUGUUCCACACUUUCUCAUCUGAAAAAUGCUGAUGAUACUCAUUUGAAAGCACUCCUUUCCUCUUCUUGGCCACAUUAAAGUUCACUUGACUAGAAAUAUUUUCUAAUGGUUUAGAAAUGUAACAAAAUUUUAAGCAAUCGACAGGGUAUUGAAAGAUAGAGGUAUGGUCAUCUCUUUGAAAAAAGUAGGAGGAGGAAAAAAAGUUCUUUAUUAACUGAAUAGACUGUUUACUGAGGAGAUAAACCACUGGGAACACAUUAUUAAAAUUAUAGUACUUAAGAGAGCUGGUUGAUCUCACACACACACACACACACACACACACACACACACACACACCCUGGAAUAUCUUUUCCUGCCUCCUCCUCCUUAGGGGACACUUUGGGCAGCCUUCAGCCCUGAUGAUAACAAAGCCCAGUUUGUUGUUGUCAAUCACUCGUACCUGUGAUGUUGUUUAGGGCAGGAACACAAGAGCUAUGUACUGGCACAGGGCCCUCAAUUUGGGUUUUGUUUGGAACAGACAAAUGGAAGACACCACAGAAAAGUCUUUUGAAAAUAAUGCAUUUUUACAUUCCUUGUUUUUGGUUUAAAAACUAGAAAAGAAACUGGCCCAUUCCUUCCCCAGAGCAAGACGAAAUCACUCACCAUUUUCUCCAGACCUUGAAGGAGCACAGAUGAGGACAUCUCCCAGCCAACAUAGAGUUUUCCAUCUUAUAUUUUAAAAUAUUGAGCCUGAUUCUUGGUGGGUAAAUUCUUGCAGAAAGAAUUUAGCAACGUAUUCAAAAUUAUAUAAUUCUUUUAUAGGUGUUUCUAUAGCUUGGUAAGAUGUUUCAGUGUUUAUAUUAGUUGUGCAAUAAUGGUUAUGGCCUAUUUCUAAAAUAAUUUAAAUGCAGUUCCCCUGUUUUGUUGUCCAAGAGAUAAUUAUUUAUCUUGCUUUAAUGGUGUUCUUAGGAAUUAUUUUGUGGCUAUGUACUGGUGAGUUAUGCCCAUUUUAUUUAUUUAGAAAAAUAGUAUGUUUGUAAUGAGUUAUUUGGUAGCAGUACAUUUUGCUGCAAGAAAUAAAGAGGAUAUGAUAAAAGGGUUUUUUGCUGGACAAUUUGUAACUUUUUCUAAUUGGGAAAAAAUUCCUAUUCUUUAGAAGUAAUUUUUUUUUUCCAUCCUGUGGUAUUGAUUAUAUACAGAGGAGUAGAUUUCUUUAAGAUGACAUAUCCUAAAAUAAUAUCGUCCCUUCUUUUGAACGCUUUUAAUUAAAAAUAAAAGGUGCUAUGAAAUGAAAAGAGGAGACUAAUUAGAAGAGUAGCAGAGGAAGGCAUUAUUGUCACUAAGUGUCCACUUUCCAGAUUCUGAUUGGUUUUUUGAGAUACAAAGACCAAGAAAAGAUAUAUUUCAGAACUUUUCUUACUAAAAGCAAUUAUAAGGGGAAGUCCUUGGAAUAAAAAUACAAAGAUAUUUGUGAAGAGGAAGUGAAUAUUUGUAGCAAAUAAUUGAACUUUCUAAAUUCUUGACUCACUCCCCAAAAGGUCUCUUCUGCACAUGGAGACACAGGCCUUGUCUUGCGGGUUUAGCAUACCCAGGAUUCGGCCCCUGAAGAUGUAGCAGGGGUCUGGCUCUGUGCUCUGGCCCAGAGGAGGAACCCUGUCCUGUCAGCCACGCUUAUGCAGACGUCUGCAGCAUGGGGAAAGUUAAGUCUUUCAGGUUAAUGGUGAUGGUUUCGCUGAUUGUAAAAAUUGUUUUCAUUCAGUCUCAAUUUAUUAAAUACUACUAAAGUCAGUACUUUAAAUGGAAUUCUACCUACAUACUUCGUGCUUAUUAAUAUAGCAGUUUAUUAAUAUUAAGUUACCUCAUUGAGUCUCUAAAUUUAAAAACAUUAGCCCAGGCAACUGUAUGAAGAAUCCAUGCCUUUUCCAGGAAAGGAGUGUAUUAAGAGACCGAAAAGCCGAUUUUAAAUUUGUUCUGCCUCUAACCUUAUCAAACCAAAGGCACAGAUUUGGGUACAGUGUAUCCACUGAAUGUAUAUUCCAAGAAAAGUUGGUGCCAAGGAAGCAGGAAAAUGUGAAGGCUCUAAUGGCAGCAGAAGUCAGGAUUUUACAGGUUGGUCUUUUCCCCCACAUUCAUUGCUCCCUACUUGAGUGUCCCAUGAGGACGUGGGAAACAGCAUGCAGUCAUCUUGACCCUGGGGUCAAGCCUGCUCUGCCACAGAGCUGGAGGGUGACCUUGGGCCUCCAUUUGUCCAUCUAUAAAAUGAAAGCAAUGACCUGGACGAAAUUCUAAAGUGUCCAGCUCUAACAGCCGACGGUUCAAAAUGUGACCGUGUCCUCAUUCCACUUUACAAGCUUGGAAGGUGUGUUUCGAAAUAAUUCUUUUUACAGAGAAACAUUUCUUUUCCAGCAUCAAUGAGCUAUCUGGUGAAUGUAAACCAGUGCGUUUAAAAUAAUCUCUAGCAGGUUUACCUCUAGAAACAAAUGCGUUUGGAGUCAUGUUCUUGUAAAAUUACACCAAAGCGUCAAUUCCAAGUGAGACAGGAUCCUCCCCAUGAGUGUGCCCUGCUCAGUGGACACCCUUGUGAACAGCCCUAAAGUAAGUCACCAUUUGCCCCCAAAAAGCCAUAGUGUGGGUUGAAAAAAGAACAAAGGAGCAUAUGCCCGGGCUGGCUUGAAUUCUUGAGUGUGUUCAACCGUGUUACACUGUCUUCAAGUUGAAAAGGUUUUUUGGAAAGACCCCAUCGUGUCCCUGUGUGGGCCAUCUAUCCCUUGGCCAAGUCUAAUUGUGAACAAAGUGAGACAAAGUGUGUCAAAAAUGCUUGAGUUCCUGGGAUUUUGUAACAACACACAGCUCUGAUCUCACCAUUUGUGUAUUUCCUUAGUUCCGGCUGAUAAAACUCUUGAAGGGUUGUGGCUUAUUUUGUUUUCAUUUCUUUGGCUUUGUGCAAUUUUCUUGUAACUUGUACCGAUAUUUUCUGUUUACAAGUUCUUUUAAAGGGGAGGGGUUGGGUUCUAAGAUCUUGUUGUUGUAGAUAAACUUUUUUUCGUGUUGUAGAAAAGCAUGGGUUAUGCGUUUGACUGAAAAAGGCACUGUAUUAUUUACCAAAGGGGUAUUGUUUUUGCAUUUGUUAAUAAAUGCAUUAUUUUGGUACUGUAAA